Molecule: messenger RNA, 1798 nt
Organism: Aphis gossypii (cotton aphid)
Lineage: Eukaryota; Metazoa; Arthropoda; Insecta; Hemiptera; Aphididae
Product: F-box only protein 9
Exons: 7
Coding region: 540-1637 (365 amino acids)
Biological process (GO): SCF-dependent proteasomal ubiquitin-dependent protein catabolic process
Cellular component (GO): SCF ubiquitin ligase complex
Molecular function (GO): protein binding
Source: RefSeq, a predicted model, not a curated record
AGAGCAUUGCGGCGAAUUCAUACUAAAACGAAAUUUAUUACUAUUAUUGUACGUAAAACGUAUAAUACCGCGAUUGUCAACCGUACAGACGCGAACGCCGAUCGCGACGAUCUCCGUUUCCCGACAAUUCGUCGACCGUACUAGACCUAAUUUAUUGUAAUCGAACGCUCUUGUGAAAUAAUACAAAAUACCUACUGUACCGUUACUAUCAACUGCGCGCCGGCGACGUUAUCUCACCUUCGUUUUUAUUAUCUUUUUUACCGUUCGCCGUUCGCGACAUGGCCAUUCACGCUCGGCGAAUUGAUAGUUAUGAUACCCCGGUGCACGAAUUAGUGCUCUCCGUGUUCUUUCUACACGGGGUGAUGCUCACCCUCAGCUUGUUGUUCCGCUACCGUAUACUGUUCAAGCUGCUCGUCAUUUUACUGAUGCUGAUACUCUUGAUGUUCAUCGACGGUUUCGUGACCAACCGCAGUUACAACUACACGACCAGGUUGAGAAAGAGGCAGUUGAAGAAGACCACCACUGGUUGACCGCGCGCCAUGGACGCGACGACAUCGACGUGUCCCGAGGAUGACGCCAAACCGUUAUUCCGCAAGGGGGUCGACUACGAACGCGAGGGUCUCCACUACGAGGCGAUGCGUUGCUACAAACGCGCGCUGAAGUUGGACCCAAACGUCGAGAAGAACAUUGCUGACGAAGACUUAGUCUCUCGCUUUUCUUCUAUGGACACGACUGGUGACGAAAACACUGUAAGUGACGAAUGCGAAGACGAAUACGAUAACAAGGAAGACCUCUUCUUGAGAUUUCAGAGAAUAAUGGGACCUCAAAUAUGCUUUCCAGAGUGUACACAAUCGACCACCCACUUUUCAGACCUUCCGUUCGAGCUUGUUCUAUACAUAUUUAGAUUCGUCGUGUCUUAUAACCUUGAUCUACGUAUGUUAGAACAGUGUGCAGCUGUUUGUCGUGGUUGGUACUUGUGUGCCAGAGAUCCUGAGUUGUGGCGUCGAGCGUGUUCAAAAUUUUGGCCUUCAAAUGUCAAGGAUAUAGUACAGUAUAACGGAAGUUGGCGACAAAUGUUCAUAGAACGACCCAGUGUACUGACAAUUGGUUGUUACAUUAGUAAAAUAUCUUAUGUACGAAGAGGUGAAGAAUCGUUUGUAGAUAAUUCUAAUGGACGUUCUUUUAAUGUUGUUUAUUACAGAUACUUAAGAUUUUAUUCUGAUGGCCGUGUCGUAAAGGUGCAGUCUGACGAUCAUCCGUCCAAAGUAGUACCAAAAUUACAGACAAGAGAGUCAAGAAUAAGAGCACCUUAUAAAGUUUACCCCGGGCACUAUAGAUUGUCAGGUAAGCAAUUAUUCGUGACUCUUUAUAGUGAAGUUGAACUCCCCCGAGGAUUCCACAGACAACUUGGUUUGGAUAAAAACAACCAGCGGAAGACUACUUUUAACAUGGUUUUAGAAAUUUCAAAAUACAAAUCCAAACAUAACUGGAAAUUAAGAUGUACAGAUUAUGAAAUAAUUUAUAAAAAUAGUGUUAAUAAAGUAAUGGUUACCAAGUAUGAUUUAUCUAAUAAUCGUCUUCCACCAUUUAUAUUUUCUCGUGUGAAAUGCUACGGUGAUGAAUUACAUGUAUUAUAAAACAAGUGUGUUACUUAAUAAAUUAAUAUAAUGAGCUCUACAAAGCAUUUGAAACUGUCUAUAAGUUUUUUGUUUAUUAUGGUUGAAUCUUGAAUUUAUUAUGUGUUAUUGUCUAUUAUUUAAAAUAAGUAAAAUAAUUAAAAUAAAUUGUGUAUUGAUCA